UAUCAAUCACAUGGUCCUUUUCUCUAGUACUGUAUAGUUAGCUAUAGACAGGAAUUCUAGAUUCUUCUUACAGCUUUACGAUACCGAAACUGGGAGACUUUUGAGAAAACUUCGACGUGACUCCGUUCCAACCGGCUAUACACAUAAUCGCGCUUCUUUCUCCCCAUGUGAUACAAUGGUUCUUAACGAUGGAGUUCUUUACGAUGUUCGCGGACCGGUUGUUCAUAUGUUCGACCAGUUGAACACCACCGGAUGUAGCGUAUUUCACCCUCAAGGAAACGAAAUUAUCAUUAAUACAGAAGUGUGGGACACGCGCACCUUCCGUUUGUUACAUCUUGUCCCUGGCUUGGAGCAUUGCAAGCUCGUCUUCAACAGUACGGGGAACAUCGUCUAUGCUGCUAUGUACUCUGACUGCGCUGAUGUCUUCCGCAACACUUACUGUGCAUCAUUCCGAACAUUUGAUACCUCUGAUUACUCUGUGAUUGCGACAGUCGACACAAAGCGAUUGCUUCUUGAUAUAGCUAGCGAUCACUCGGAUCGUUACGUUGCUGUGGUUGAGCGAACAGGAGAGGGAGAAGUGGAGUACAUGUUGAACAAUGAAGAAACCGUUGUCAGGGCUUAUGAGGUUGGAAAACGUCGCGAUGCUGAAGAAGAUGACAUAGAUGAGGUAGAAGAUGAAGAAGGAUCAGAAAGCGCUCAAGAUACGGAUUCAAUGGGUGAAGGUCUUGAUGAUGGGGAUGAGGACGAGGAUGAGAGUGACGACGAUGAUGACGACGAUGACGAUGAAAAUGGAGUAUUCGAGGCGAUAGGGCGGCUCGAGGCGGGCACGGACUCAGAAAGCUCUGAUAGUAACGGAGAUGAGAGUGGCUCGUGGGAGACUGCUUCGAACCAAGAAGAGAACAACGAAAGUUAG
Molecule: messenger RNA, 913 nt
Organism: Strongylus vulgaris
Lineage: Eukaryota; Metazoa; Nematoda; Chromadorea; Rhabditida; Strongylidae
Source: the annotation of a GenBank genome assembly